AUGUUCUCUUUGUUCAAGAACAAGACUAAACAAUCGUCUUGGUCGGUAUCUGAAACUUUGGCCUCUGAGCAACUCAUCAAUGCGCCGAAGAACGUUUCAAGCUCUCCGAUAUCCAAGACGCUGAUUUGGUUCAACAAUAAAGAAGAUCAAAAGUCUGCGGCAACAGGCACGGGUUGGUUCGGAAAGGCCCCUUGGCAUCGCAAAGGGUCAGACAACACCAUCAGCAGUGCCACAAGCUCUGUGCGAGACUUUUUGGCCGGAAAAACGCCACCUGUGACGCCUGAUCCCGAGGGCUUUCUGAGUCGCCAAACUGACUAUACCCUGACGCCAUAUCCUGCUGGAGAAGCUACAAGGGUGAGAACUCCGCCAACGCACGAGGAUACUGCGGAUGGGAAGCCACGAGGCUUUUUCACAGACAUGGUACCACCUGGGGACGACAAUGAUUCCUGGGACGCGACUCAACCGGCCAGAUCUAUGAGCGCCAAAAGGAACUACACAAAAUGCGACGACAGUCUCCCGAAAAAACCAAAGGAGUGGUGGGAAGCGAAGCAGAGAACACAACCAAAGCGGAGACUGACAGGACCUCGCAAUUUCGAGUUUGACAUCCCGGAGCAUCUACCCAAUAGUCCAAUGUGCCCCGCGAACCCAAAGCACUUGUCAGGCGGUAAAGGACUUUGUGUUUAUCACGGAAGGGGGAGGAAGGAGUCUGCACUCAAGCUCGAGCAAAAACUGAGUGACAUGCGCCAAAAAUCAGAAGUAUCAGUCACCUCGCAGACCGACGAGAGAUCAAUGUGGGACUGA
Colletotrichum orchidophilum is the source of this 801-nucleotide messenger RNA. RefSeq lists its product as uncharacterized. The transcript has 4 exons. Bases 1 to 801 code for a protein of 266 amino acids. Lineage: Eukaryota; Fungi; Ascomycota; Sordariomycetes; Glomerellales; Glomerellaceae. The record is from RefSeq and is a predicted model, not a curated record.